GAGGGAGAGGGCGGAGUAAUCCCUUUUGUAGAUUUCACUCAGUGAGACGGUUCCGUAUCUGGUUAAUUUCAACCUACCUCUGGUCAAUUUCAUCCACGCUGCAUCUCCCAGGCAAUGGAAAGCUGCAGGAAUGGCUAAAACGUACCAGUUAUGUGUGGUCUUCUUGCUCCUGAACAUUAGGACCGGAGCGGCGUUGAAGUGCUUUUGUAAGAAUUGUGUGAAGGAAAACCAAACUUGUGAGACAGAUGGGGCCUGCCUGGCUUCCCGCUCCAGAAUUGGGGGUGUUGAGCAUGAGAUCAGACUGUGUGUGUCCCAACAAGACUUGGUCGCACCCAUCUACUGCCGGAGCGACAAAGAGUAUGUGACCACCAUCUGCUGUUUCAAGGACUUCUGCAACAACCGGGAGAUACCUCCUCCAGAAGGUCAGAAGAUUGAUUUAGAUGGCUGGGGCCCAGUGGAGCUGGCAGCCGUGAUAGCUGGCCCAGUGUUCCUUUUGUGCGUGGUGCUGAUGGUGGCUGUGUUCCUGUGCCAUUACCACCACCAGCGAGCCUACCAUGACCGCAACCAGCUGGACAUGGAGGAGCCUUCCUGCGACCACAUGUACAUCUCCGAGGGAAAGUCACUGAAGGACCUCAUGUUUGAUAUGACUACCUCUGGAUCUGGAUCUGGCUUGCCUUUGUUUGUGCAGCGUACCAUUGCGAGGACCAUAGUCCUUCAGGAAAUAAUUGGCAAAGGGCGCUUCGGGGAAGUGUGGCGUGGGAAAUGGAGGGGUGGCGAUGUGGCUGUCAAGAUAUUCUCCUCUCGGGAAGAGCGCUCCUGGUUCCGGGAAGCUGAGAUCUACCAGACAGUCAUGUUGCGUCACGAGAACAUCCUGGGCUUCAUUGCAGCAGACAAUAAAGAUAAUGGUACGUGGACACAGUUGUGGCUUGUGUCGGACUAUCACGAGCAUGGCUCUCUCUUUGAUUAUCUGAACAAGUAUACGGUCACUGUGGAAGGGCUCAUCAAGCUGGCACUCUCUGCGGUCAGUGGAUUGGCUCACCUGCACAUGGAAAUCGUGGGCACUCAGGGCAAACCGGGGAUUGCCCAUCGUGACCUGAAGUCUAAAAACAUCCUGGUGAAGAAGAACGGCAUGUGCGCGAUAGCAGACCUGGGCCUGGCUGUCAGGCAUGACUCGCUGACCGACACCAUCGACAUUGCCCCCAAUCAGCGAGUGGGCACAAAACGGUACAUGGCUCCUGAAGUACUGGAUGAGACAAUCAAUAUGCAACAUUUUGAUUCCUUCAAAUGUGCUGACAUUUACGCCCUGGGGCUGGUGUAUUGGGAGAUCGCCCGGAGGUGCUCCACUGGAGGGGCCCACGAGGAUUACCAGCUGCCGUACUUUGACCUUGUGCCCUCUGACCCCUCCAUUGAGGAAAUGAGGAAGGUUGUCUGUGAACAGAACCGAAGGCCAAGCAUCCCUAACAUUUGGCACAGCGGUGAGGCGUUACGAGUCAUGAGCAGGAUCAUGCGGGAAUGCUGGUAUGCCAACGGCGCAGCCAGGCUGACUGCUCUCCGCAUCAAGAAAGCAUUGUCACAGCUAAGCAUCCAGGAAGAUGUGAAAAUGUAAGGACGGGGUGUGGGAAGCAGGGAAAUGUGGCACUGGAAUGAAACCAACACCAUCCUCCACCUGGCAAAACGGCUGCAGAGCAAUGUCUACCUCACAACUUAGAGCCAAUCUGCUGAAGUGUUGACUGGAAGCAUAUCCUGUUUUCUUAAGGGAGAAGGGGGUGAGAAUGAGGUGCAAACUAACACUACACUGAGUAUUAGAAACUUGUUGUAUAUCAAAUUUAGUAUGAAAUUGGUGGUAUUCAAAAUGAGGGACAAGUACUCCCUAGUGCAGGGGGAAUGUAGAACUGCUCGUGACUAAAAAUUGGCAUCUGCAUGUUUGAUUCUGAGCGAAUCCUGCAAAUAGUUGGCUUGUUUUGAAAUUGCAACUUGCCCUUUUAAGCAGUGGGUGCCCCGAGUUCUGUUUUUAAAUUUUACUUUAGUAAUUUUUAAAAAAUGAAUUUUAAGGUCAUGUAAGAAAUGGAGAAGAUUACUUCCUUGUUUUUUUUAAACUGUGUAUAUAAAACCAAGUGGAGUUGCCAGGUAGGAGAGAAGGGAGAAGCAGUUACUGAAACUGAGCCUCUUGUGUUGCUUAUCUUAAUUGGUUUUCAGGUUGUUGUAUAAUGCAGGUUGACUUUGUACCAAGAACAAACUUUAAUCUUUGGUGCAGCAAGGAGGACGCAUCUGGCAGUUUUGAUGAUGCAUGGGUUUUGUUGUUGGAUUAACUGGGACUGCCCAGGCUGAAGAUAAGAAUCUGAUGCUAUUGCGCAAACAGGGCCUCUGGGGUGGAGCAGAGUCGACCGUUCCAUAUCCUGCUUUUGAAAAUUUUUACAAAAUUGCAGGAUUAUCUCCCUUCACAUUCAAAAAAAAAAUCUGUGCACUGUCAUCAAUGUGGGCCAAAGUACCACUUGGCACCAUUAAGUGUAGGUGCUGAUCUGUCCCAAAGGUUAUCGGGCCAAGCUGUGCCAAUUAUGAAUGGGAUCGGUUUGGAGCCGUGGAUCUGGUAGAGCUGCUGCCUCGAUCUCAAUCUAGACCUCUGCUGCUCUCUGCGUGGGGUUCGCAUGUUCCUGCUGUGUGUGUGAUUGGCCACUGUAAAUUGCCCCUAGUGUUGUGUAGGGGUAAGUAGAAUGUGGGGGGAGUUGCAGGGAACGUUGAGGUGAAUAAAAUGGGAUUGGUGUAAAUGGGUGCUUGGUGGUCAGCACAGACUCAAUGUAUGUAUGACUUUGACAGAGCUAUUAGCUUGUAUGACUAAAUUGAAAUUAAGCUAAUACCUCAGGCAGAGAGUCAUACAGCACAGAAACAGACCUUUGGCCCACUGAAUCUACACCAACCAUAAAGCACCCAUUUACUCUUAAUAUAUUAGUACCAAAAUGCUUCAUAAAUGGAAAGCAGCUCCUGGGCAGAUGUUAGAGACUGAAUGAUUUAAAGAUAAAGUUGGGGCAUUCAUUUCUCUCCAUGAGUUUCCCAUAUUGAGCAGGAAAUGCUGUUGAAAGCGUUUCCUUGACACUACUGACUAUCUGGCUGUUGGCAUAAAGGUUCUUGCACUAAGGAAGCCGCCAGUGUGGAGCUGUUGGUGGGUCAGGGCCUGAGCCACAGUCCUCAAACGGUGGGGUGGGGAGGGUUGCUACUGGCUCCCAAGUGGCAAGAUGCUGCUAAAUGUCCCUGAGUCCCCACAGUGGAAAUGGUCUAUUCAUGUUGCACUAGAGGGCAUGUAGGGGCACCUCAUGGAAACAGGGCAAAAUAAAGGGUUUUCUCCCCCCUCUUGCCCACAUUGAGCAAUGGGAGGUGAAGGUUUGCCAAUCAUUUGUAGAUAAGGCCCCUCAGCUUGUUGGGGCCCUGGUUAGAGAAUAAGCACUCCACCAGCUAAGCCCUCGUGUGUUCCAUCGGCUCUCCAGAUAUGUGCCCAAGGAGGUAGAUCCUCCUUUUCCAGGACUUGUUUCUGUGCUUGAGCCUCCAAAAAUGAGGUUUAGAUCUUGUUUUCUCUCUCCCCCCCCCCCCCCCCCCCCAGCUGCGAUCUAGCUUUUUUUUCUUGUUGUGUAACUGACCCAACAAUUUAAAAAAUUUUGUUUUAUGGUUUUAACUGACUGCUCUUAUUAUGCAAAAUCUGGAGGUGGGGGUGAGAUUGCGGGAAGAUGCUGGUUAAGAUGUGACGUGGCAAUUUCGCAACUCCAGCAUGUGUGGUGGAGGAGGAGGUGGAAGUGGCAAACUAAGGUUUUUUUUUCCCUCUCUUGCGACUCCAAGCUUUUUUUAUUGUUGUCUUGUUUGUGCACCCUUUUGGGCUCACUCCAAAUGUGAAGUAUGACUGACAAAUAAAGUGCAAGGCUUGGCUGUGCUGUUAGCUUCAGGCAACUUGCCAGUGACACCCAUGGGAGGCAGUCAGUGUAGCACACACUCCUGGCACCAGAGGGUGCUGUUUGAUGGACUUGGGACACUGAGUUGCCUCCACCUCAAACCCUCCACCCUGAGUUUAAUUUUGCUAUUUGGAACAAACUGAUCUUAAUCUCGUUUCUCUUCCUCCCCAUUGCCUCUGCCUCUUGACACAUGGUAACCUUAGCAACAGCUUACCCAGCCCUCUCCUUAACACUUGUUCAAAUGCCAGCACUUUGCUCCACGGGGCAGGAUAAAGAAACUGAGCCAAGAUGAUGUCUCCUGCAAAGGUGACAACACAAUCUCAUUGUUUAUUCUUUGUUUCCUCUGGCACUGCAUCUUUGACAAACACUGGCUCGAACGUGUGACAUUUUGAUCCACAACACACCGACUGACUGAGCUGCAACCUAGUCUUUUUUUUUGUCAAACGGAAAUGGCAAUCACUUGGGCUUGAAGAGGCUGCCCAUCUCAGAGACGCUACAGAAUUAAGGCUGUGGUCAGGCAAUCUUUUGGCUUUGGUAAGAGGGUAUACUUUCUGAUCAAAUCAGCUUUUGUGUAAAUUUCAGUCUUGAAUUUAAAAUGUGAGAGUUUUGUGUCUAUGUCAAGACCCUCUUGCAACUCUUUCACCAGGGCUUUGUUAAGAGAGGAAGGUCUCCAGUUAAAUAAUGCUACCUGGCAAACAGUGAUGGGUGUAAGCAUGGUGGGAUGUGUUCUAACAAUCCCCCCCCCCUCAAAACUGUUGUAGUUAAUCACACAGCGUUGAUUACAUGCCUCCUCUUUGGUUUACACGCACACACAGCAAUUUUGCCACCUCGGUAGCUUUUAAGCUCUCUUGCAGAUGGUACAAAGACUCCCUGCUGAACCUGGCCUGGCACUGAAUACCUACUUGGAAUAAAACGGGAUGCCAAAAUAGUUUGGCAUGUACCGCAAGUGGGAUUCUCUUUUAUUGUACUCGAACUACUGAUUUUCCUGACCCAUUCCCCAAUCCCUAUUUUUUAAAAAAAAAUUACCUCACGGUAUGCAAAUAGAAAUUGUUACAAUUGUAAAUACUUUUGUUUUGAUGUGAAUCUUGAUAUUCUAGAGCCUGUAUUUUGAAUUUGACUUGCUAGGUAUGUUUGUAACUAACUGCUGUUGUAUAAACAAAUGGCUUCAUCUCUGGAUAUUUUUUUGUAUGGGGCCUCUGUGCUGUUGUGGCUGGUGACGGUAUUUGUAAAUCUGUUUCUACACGCUGCUAAUACAAUUUCAAAUGCUGCAGUCUCAAGCAAGGAUCCACUGUGCAAACAACUGGCUGAUUUCUUGUUGGGCAUGUUCGCUGGUGUCCAGGCUACUGGGCACUUGCCUUUGGUCCAGUGUUCCUUAGUUUCUAUAGGAGAGACUAUGGUCAUCCUGAAGUACAGCUACACUCCCAGGAAUCAAUCCCCACAUCCCAAACUCUCCCAGGGAACCCAUUCCCUCUGCCCAUACACUCCUGAGGAAUUGCUCCCACUGCCCCAUUUGUUUCCCCCCCCAUGCGCUGUACUACCCUGGGGGCAGGCCUUGUUUUACCCCCAGCCCCGUACACUUCCCUCCACCAUUCUGUAUAUUGCCAGGGGCUCAGUUCAUGCACUCCUGAAGAGUUAAUGUGUCUCAUUGACUCACUUCUACUCCAGGCUAUUCAGUCAAUCAAGCUGGCUCUGGAUUCAAUAAGAUUCUAGUUGAUCCACUCCUGUCUCAUGCCACCACCCCCCCAGCCAAUCUACACUCCCAGUGAUCAAUUCCACCAUCAUAUACACUCCCGGGAGAUCAUUCCCCUGCCCUUACCCUCUUAGGAAGCUCGUUUUCCCUCCCCACCACGUAACUUGCCAAGGGAGCCUGUUUCCUCCCUGCCCCAUACCUUCCUGUAUACCCUACCCUCUUGCGCAUUUGUACUCUGCCUCCACUGCCCACCUACCCCGCUGCAUAUCCGUGCACCCUCUCCAUGUCCUCGAAAUCCCUUAACGUUCAAAGAGCUCUGUAGGCCGUGGAUAGCUCUUUGGGGUAGAGAUUCCUUUUGACUCGUUCCUCACAUUCCCCAAGACAUUUCUCUCCAACCCUUUACCUCAACACCUAAGCCCGACUCAAUCCCAGUUUUCCCAGCCCCUCCCCGUUAAUCAAUUUUGCCAUGCUCCUGUCGCCCUUUCCAUUCCGGAGGCAGUCACUUUUCCUGGCCCUUCCUGCCAGCUCUCAUCCUGCUGCCAUCACUUCCACAAGGGGCCAAGUAUUUCAGAAGAAAGCCAACAUCCUGUGUAGCCCCCAAGAUGGAGACUUGAUCUUUUGAUUGGCUACUCCCAUUGCUGAAAAGGGUUCAAGUUCACAGUUCACAGCUGCUGAUAUUUUUAAAAAAAAACAAUCUGAGCAGAAAAAAUGUUGAGUGCCAAUGUGUUCAGAGUGCCCCCCUAUUAGCUUGUAUGUAUGUAUGUGUGUAUGUGCAGUGUUUACAUGGCCUCUUCAUUGAAUUUUUGAAGUGAAACCUGGUAGCCUGCACAAGCUUUUAAUGCUUGCAGGGUUGGGGGAACAUAUCCUAUCAAGACUUGACUCUUGUCCCCAUGUAAUGUGGGACAGUGAAAGAGAACCCAGGUCUCCUCUUCCACACACUGUCUUCCCCAACCCUUCCUCCCUCCCUCCCCGCCAUGUAGCUUGGUCCACCUGUGUGUCACACCCUCGCCUCAAUCGUGGCUGAGGUCUGACUUGGAAGGUGUGAGGUUCAAUGUGUACUGGGGUAGCCAGUUCUAAUUGACCUGGGAGACAAACUAAAGCAGAGGGAGGAGCAUUUGGAAAGGUAGUUGCAUUUGUAUGGAAUCUUUCAUUACCUCGGUGUGCAGAAAUAGCUGUGAGAUGGGAUUGCUGUUAUAGUGAUGUGAAAACAGUGAAUUUGCUCUUGGUCACAUACAGUAAGGUGCACAGUCAAUGAAUUGGCCAUACUGAAGUUUGUGGUGGGUGACAAUUGGCCUGGACACCAGAAAGAACUGUCCUGCUCUGAAACAGCCCAAUGUGAUUAACCACAAUGUACACUUGAAAGGGUAGAUGGAGUCUGAGUUUAACCUGCUCUUUGUACGGCCUGGUUUAAGGUCCAAGCCUGUGGUUUGCGGCCUAAGCAGGAUUCAAACAGUCACAGAAUGGUUAAACUCACUCAAUUCUACUUGCAGGUACCUCUGUUUGACACACGACAGUGGUAAGCAAGACGCCCAACUUGCUCUUUACUAGUUGCUGGUAAUCUGGUUUGAUAGCAGCAACGUGGUCGUCAAUGUACCCAACUCAACAAAGGUUUUGGCCCAUCCCACUGUGUCUCAGAACUAACUGGAGUGUAUUUUGAUUCAUGUAUUACAUUCUUCACAGUUUAUGAUCAGACUUGCAAAGUGUGUACAUAUUGGGAGAAAUAAAGAUGAAAUUUUUUGUUUGUUUUUUU
This is a messenger RNA of Hypanus sabinus (Atlantic stingray), 7375 nucleotides long. Its product is annotated as activin receptor type-1B-like. Gene Ontology annotation, molecular function: activin binding; ATP binding; activin receptor activity, type I. Gene Ontology annotation, cellular component: plasma membrane; activin receptor complex. The transcript has 9 exons. NCBI's taxonomy places the organism in Eukaryota, Metazoa, Chordata, Chondrichthyes, Myliobatiformes, Dasyatidae. Gene Ontology annotation, biological process: nervous system development; protein phosphorylation; activin receptor signaling pathway. The coding region runs from base 131 to 1606 and encodes 491 amino acids. The record is from RefSeq and is a predicted model, not a curated record.